GUGGCAGGGGAGAGAAAGUAGCCAGCAGACGCCUCCUCUCCUCUCCUGGUGCGUCUCACAAGCUUUGCAAGGGGGGUGAAGACUAGGGGCGCUCUGGGCCAAGCUUGCAGGGGGUCCCCCCAGUCCCAAAGAGCUGCUCUGACGGUGACACCAUGUAAAACGAGACUGGCAGCCAAGCUGGAGUGGGGGUCCCUUUUGGCCAACCAAUGCCCAGCCAGGAGCAAAAUGUCCCAGUCAAACCGCUGCAGCCAACUCAGUUCAUUGUCCCCCAGAGGUGGGAAGGCAAAAGAAGAAGCCUCCACGGAGCAUGUGCAGAAAGCUCAGGAUACUGGGAAGCUGGUGACCCGAGAAAGUGUCAGCACUGCAUGGAUGACCGGAUGCCAGGGGCAGCCAGGGAAGCAAACAUUAACCAGCCAGAGCUUUGAAGCCAGUUUAUGGCACGGAGAGGGCUGAAACCCCAGAGGAGCUAGAACAUGUUGCAUACUGACACCACCCAAGCAAAGGUGUCAAAGGCUGUCCGAGACCUUCCUGCCUUCUUGGGCUGCUCAUAAGACAUCUAAGUAAGUUAGAAAGCAAACCUUGGAGAAGCCGCUGCCAGUCUGUGUAGACAGUACUGAGCUAGAGGGACCAGUGGUCGGACUCAAUAUGUGGCAGCUGCCUCUGUUCCAAACUAACAUGGAUCGCUCCAGUUUUGGUCCACUUCGCAGAAUCAUCCAGACUUCAGUCCAGUGUCCAGUCAGGAGAGGUGGAUGAUGCCGUCCCCCCUGCCAGCAUAGAGGACACAAACCAGACAAUCAAUCAGUUGCUGGUGUUUAUGAUCCACGUCGUCAGCACGAUAUUCUGCGGCCAUCUCGGCAAGGUGGAGCUGGCUUCUGUCACCCUGGCAAUUGCGGUGAUCAACGUAACAGGGAUCUCCGUAGGAUUCGGCUUGUCUUCAGCCUGCGACACAUUAAUGUCACAGACGUAUGGAGGGAAAAACAUGAAGCGUGUGGGCACCAUCCUGCAACGGGCUAUCCUCAUCCUCCUGCUCUGCUGCUUUCCCUGCUGGGCCGUCUUCGUCAACACGGAACAGAUCCUUUUGCUCAUCCGCCAGGACCCAGAAGUCUCCAGACUCACACAGGUUUAUGUCAUGAUCUUCAUUCCUGCACUCCCUGCAACAUUCAUUUAUCAGCUGCAGAUGCGGUAUUUGCAGAACCAGAGGAUCAUCUGGCCUGAGGUGUUAUGCGGCAUUGCUGGGAACGUGGUCAACGUGGUUGCCAAUCUCAUCUUUCUCUACCAGCUGGAUAUGGGGGUCCGGGGCUCUGCCUGGGCUAACACCAUCGCUCAGUACUCACAAGCCAUCGCCCUCUUCCUCUACAUCCGGUGGAAAAAGCUCCACGUGGAGACCUGGGGAGGCUGGUCCGCUGCGUGUCUCCAGGAAUGGGACGUGUUCAUGGCCUUGGCCAUCCCGAGCAUGCUCAUGACCUGCAUCGAAUGGUGGACCUUCGAAAUAGGAAGCUUUCUGAUAGGGCUGCUGAGUGUCCUCGAACUGUCAGUGCAAUCGAUCAUCUACGAAGUAGCCACCAUCGCCUAUAUGAUUCCGUUCGGGAUCAGCACAGCUGCCAGCGUCCUGGUGGGGAACGCCCUGGGAGCCGGAGAUGUGGAAAAAGCCAAGAAAUCCACAGUGGUCUCCUUUCUGUGCACAGUGUGUUUUGUCAUCCAAAUGGGCAUCCUCUUAGGAGCCACGAAGGAUGUCCUGGCGUACGUCUUUACCAGUGACGAAGAAGUGGUUGAGCUUGUGGCAUGGGUGAUGCCUAUCUACAUCAUCUUCCAUCUGUUUGAAGCUCUCUGUUGCACAACGAGCGGAAUCUUGCGUGGGACGGGGAAGCAGAAGCUUGGUGCCAUUUUCAACGCCAUCGGUUACUAUGGCGUGGGCUUGCCCGUGGGGAUCGUACUGGUCUUCGUGGCCAAAAUGGGAGUGUUAGGCCUUUGGCUGGGCAUGAUCCUCUGUGGCUUAAUCCCUUCUGUGUGCACCAUAAACUACAUCAUCCGGAUGAACUGGAAGCAAGUGGCCGAAGAGGCACGGUGUCGCGCCGGACUGACCCAGAAGCUGCCAGAGGACCCGAACUCGGCUCCCGGCCCCAUCAAGACAACCUCCUUCUCUGAAAAAACGGACACGCAGAACGGAGUGGUUCUGAUGAGCUACACCCAGAUGGAGGGGCCGGUGUACCAGAUCCAGCUCCCGGGCGAGACCAGCCCUGGCCUCUCCACCGUCGGCAAAGUCCUGACAACGAGGCAGCUGAUUGUGAAGCGCGGACUGGCCGUUGUGGCCGCCGUAGCCGUUCUGGCUGCGGGCGUCACGGUCCGGUUCCUCACCAUUCAAGAUUAGGCGGCUCGUUCGGCGUGCUGGCGGGGGGAAGCCCCGCUGACCCGAAGCAAGGAAAGGGAUGCUGGAGGUGGCGCCUGGCUUCUGAAGUUGUGGCUCAAUCCAGGCUGGUGUGCUGGUAGGACUCGAACCCAGGUCUUGCAAGUUCACACACCCCUCUAUAGUAGGCAGCGCUGGGUUAGAGGCACGCAGAAAGUGCACUCUGUGGGAUGUUGCUUUUGUGAAAUGCUGCUAGACUACCCUAGGGGGUGGGCUUUUUGUCUAAUUUUUAGACCCCCCCAGGGGGCAUCAUGGUGAGAAGACCAAGUCACAACAGCAGUCAGUGGCGGAGUAAAACAAAACAAAAACAAAACACAACCCGAUAUCUAAACGCUGACCAAUAAACAGCUUCCGCUCGUC
Molecule: messenger RNA, 2764 nt
Organism: Hemicordylus capensis (graceful crag lizard)
Lineage: Eukaryota; Metazoa; Chordata; Lepidosauria; Squamata; Cordylidae
Gene: SLC47A1
Product: solute carrier family 47 member 1
Exons: 17
Coding region: 815-2368 (517 amino acids)
Biological process (GO): xenobiotic detoxification by transmembrane export across the plasma membrane
Cellular component (GO): membrane
Molecular function (GO): antiporter activity; xenobiotic transmembrane transporter activity
Source: RefSeq, a predicted model, not a curated record